UUGUGUGGGGGAGUUGAGCCAGCUGCCACAGAGUUCUGUGUGGAAGGAGGGCUUCAAGGCAGCCACCAUUAUGAUCCGCUUCAUUCUGAUCCAGAACCGAGCUGGCAAAACAUGCCUGGCCAAGAGUUACAUGCAGUUUGAUGAUGAUGAGAAGCAGAAGUUAAUUGAAGAGGUCCACGCAGUGGUCACUGUCCGAGAUGUGAAGCACACCAACUUUGUUGAGUUCCGCAAUUUCAAAAUCAUCUACAGGCGCUAUGCAGGGCUUCAUUUCUGCAUCUGUGUAGAUGUGAAUGACAACAACUUGGCUUACCUAGAAGCCAUUCACAACUUUGUGGAGGUUUUGAAUGAAUACUUCCACAACGUCUGUGAACUUGACCUGGUGUUCAACUUCUACAAGGUCUACACUGUGGAGGACAAGAUGUUCUUAGCCGGCGAGAUCCGAGAGACCAGUCAGACCAAGGUCUUGAAGCAGCUCCUCAUGUUGCAGUCCUUGGAAUGAGAAGCAGGGAAGCCAGAACAGCCAUGUUGGAGCUCCCCUUGCCGGACCUUGCAGCCCCUGCCCCUCUGGGCCCAUCUCUCUCCAACUGGUUCCUUGAGAGACUUGCUGAAAGCAAACUUGGCCACUUGAUUCAUAACGGGAUGG
Messenger RNA from Anolis sagrei ordinatus, 643 nucleotides. The record is from RefSeq and is a predicted model, not a curated record. NCBI's taxonomy places the organism in Eukaryota, Metazoa, Chordata, Lepidosauria, Squamata, Anolidae.